CAACUAUACAACUAUUGUUGUAGGUUAGAAUUUCAACCAAAGUAAAAAAAAGUUGGAAAUUUGAAAUUUUAAAUUUUCCCGAAAAGAUAAGGAACUAACUUAAGCCAAAUAAUGGCAUCAGUGGCAAGAAUUGCGAGAUUUGCUUGCCGAAGAAACGUUUUAAAAUACGCAGAAAACAGUGUAAAUAGAAGAUCAGGGAGACUGUCUUUGCACAAGCACAUAGGUGCCAUCAAUAGUUUAAGAUUUCAACACACAGAGGCAGAGAGCAAGGAUGAUGAUUACCACUCUAUUAUAAAAAACACAGAAAAACCUAUAGGCGAAAGCACAAAACAUGAAUUCCAAGCCGAAACUCGCAUGUUACUGGAUAUUGUGGCCAGAUCACUCUACUCAGAAAAAGAAGUUUUCAUUAGAGAGUUAAUUUCUAAUGCCAGUGAUGCUUUGGAAAAAUUCAAAUUUGUUUCCAUGUCAGAAACAGAGGGAGCUAAAAUCAAGGACAGAGAUCGGUCCUUAGAAAUUCACAUUUUGACUGAUAAGAACGCUAGAACCUUCACUAUACAGGACACAGGAAUUGGUAUGACAAGAGAAGAACUUACCCAAAAUCUUGGCGUUAUUGCCAAAUCGGGAUCCAAGGCAUUUAUAGAACAAAUAAAACAAAACCAAGCUGCCGGCGAUAACAACAUAAUUGGUCAAUUCGGUGUAGGAUUUUAUAGUGCGUUUAUGGUGGCAGAUAAAGUGGAGGUUUUUACAAGAACUGCUGGAGAAGAACAAGGCUGGAAAUGGACUUCCGACGGAACUGGCAACUAUGAAAUUCAACCUGCUGAAGGUGUAGCAUUUGGAACGAAAAUCAUUUUGCAUCUGAAAGGCGAUUGCAGAGAAUUCUCUGAUGAUGAUACAAUCAAAAAUAUUAUAACAAAAUAUAGUAAUUUUGUUGGAAGUCCUAUAUACCUUAAUGGCAAAAAAGCUAACAUAGUACAACCAUUAUGGACUCAAGAUCCCAAAACCGUAAGCAACCAUCAACAUAUUGAUUUCUACAAAUUUAUUAGUGGCAGCUAUGACGUACCAAGGUACACUUUACAUUAUAAAACUGAUGCGCCAUUGUCUAUUGCAGCAUUGUUAUAUUUUCCCGAGGGAAAACCAGGUUUAUUUGAAAUGUCGAGAGAAAUUGAAUCUGGAGUAGCACUUUACACUAAGAAAGUCCUAAUUAAGAAUCGUACUGAUAAUAUAUUGCCCAAAUGGUUGCGAUUCGUAAAAGGUGUUGUGGAUUCGGAAGAUAUUCCUUUGAAUUUGAGCAGAGAGUUAUUGCAAAAUAGCAACCUGAUAAAAAAGCUAAGAGAUGUUUUGACAGCAAGGGUAACAAAGUUUUUAUUGGAUCAAUUGAAAAAGAAUCAAGCAGAGUAUGAGAAGUUUUAUUUAGAUUAUGGACUUUUCAUCAAGGAAGGCAUUAUUACGAAUCAUAUUCAGACAGAAAAGGAAGAUGCUGCUAAACUCUUACUUUUUGAAUCCUCGCAUUUAGAUCCUGGCAAAAAGAUCACCUUAACAGAAUAUAUGACUAAAGCAAAAGAAGAAAGGACCAUUUAUUAUUUGGCAGCACCAAGUCGGGUGCUGGCAGAAUCUUCACCAUACUAUGAAUCACUCAAAAAGAAAAAGCAAGAAGUCCUGUUUUGUUAUGAACCAUACGAUGAGCUGGUUUUAAUGCAACUGCAACAGUUCCAAGGAUAUAAACUCAUUUCAGUAGAAAAGGACAUGAGGGAUGAUAAGACUGCUAGUGAUCUUACCAAUUUAGGAGAUGACAGUUUGAAACGCAGCGAAAUCAAUGAGCUUUCAGAUUGGUUAAAAGACAAGCUCACAGGUAAAGUAACAGCCGUAAAUGCUACAACCAGGCUUGAAAGUCAUCCAUGUGUGGUGACAGUGGAAGAAAUGGCUGCUGCCAGACAUUUUAUUAGGACUCAAAGUCAUGGGUUGCCCGAGGAUAGAAGAUAUGCUAUUUUGCAGCCACAAUUUGAAAUUAAUCCUAGACAUGCGAUUAUCAAAAAAUUAUACAAACUUAAGAAUAGUGAUCCGGAGUUAGGAGAACUUCUUGCAAAACAGCUCUUUGCCAAUUCUAUGGUAGGUGCAGGCUUAGUAGAAGAUCCAAGGGUUUUGUUAACCUCGAUGAACGAUUUGCUGGCCAAAGCUUUAGAAAAACAUUGAUUUUAGUUCUAAUUAAUACCUAAUAAUUUUGUAUAUAAAAUAAUUGUUGUUAUAUUAUUCAUUACUUAUUUGUAAUAAUUUGAUAAAAGUAAUAAAAUCUGUGAUUUGAA
Molecule: messenger RNA, 2300 nt
Organism: Ceutorhynchus assimilis (cabbage seed weevil)
Lineage: Eukaryota; Metazoa; Arthropoda; Insecta; Coleoptera; Curculionidae
Source: the annotation of a GenBank genome assembly